CUCGUACAUCAUCACAGACCUCUAUCACAUGCUACUAUGUAAUCCACCGUUUGAUCCACAGUCGCUUCUUUCACGCAGUCCGCAGCACGAUCCUUGAUUGCGCGCGCGAAGCUUUCGAUCCCUCAUUCCACAGCGACGACGAUUGGGACUCUUCGCAUUCAUUCGAGCCGCUCUGGAUCUCCAUAAAACCCCAGCUUCAGUGCCUGGACGCAACCAGCCCCAGCCAUGAGUUGGUAAUGCCAGACUCUGCAGUCAUCACUUGAGCCUUUUCAGUCGCCAUGGCAGCUCAAUCAAAGCUGCCCAUGUCACCCACGAUUUCGGAAAACGUGAUCAAGAGGGCUGCAAAAGACUUAGCGAGCGUCUACGUCAAGAAUCGGACGCGCAUAUCCCGCGUCGUCUACAUUACCCUCUUCGUCGCCCUGAUAGAGCGCAUAAACCAUGCUAUCAAAGAACAAAAGGCUGCCUCUUUACGGCAAGCUGAGGCAAGAAGACGCCAUGGUGGUACGGGUAGAGAUGCGGCAGCAAAGAAAAAGGUGGAGAUCAACAGGGAAUUCUUCCGGAAUCUGAUGAGGCUGUUGAAGAUCUGUAUACCCGGAUGGAAGAGCAAGGAGCUGAGGCUCUUGAUCAGCCAUAGCGUGUUUCUUGUGCUAAGGACACUGAUCAGCGUGUAUGUGGCUGAGAUGGACGGAAAGCUCGUUAGCAGCCUGGUGCGAGGGAAAGGCAAGGAAUUUCUGAAGGGCUUGGUUUGGUGGAUGAUAAUUGCCAUUCCUGCUACCUUCACAAACUCCAUGCUCUCUUAUCAUCAGUGCAAACUCUCUCUGCAGUACCGCACUCGGCUCACGAACUACAUACACAACAAAUACCUGUCUCAGAUGACUUUCUAUACCCUCUCUGCUCUCGAUGAUCGAAUCAAGAACGCCGAUCAACUCAUCACAGUUGACGUGGCUAAGUUCUCCAACUCCCUCGCCGAAUUAUACUCCAACCUCGCGAAGCCCGUCCUUGACAUGUUGAUCUACAACUGGUCUCUUUCCCGUUCCGUGGGUGGCGAAGGCUUGUUUGCAAUGUCUCUCAUCGUCCAGCUCUCAGCAAGCGUGAUGCGCGCACUUACUCCUCCCUUUGGGAAGUAUGUAGCUGAUGAAGCACGGCUAGAAGGUGAAUUCAGAUUCCAGCAUUCUAGACUCAUCGACUACAACGAGGAGGUUGCGCUAUAUCACGGCCAUGAGGCUGAAAAAGAUACUCUGGAUAAGGGUUACUUCACAUUGAUCAAACACGUGAACCGCAUUCUCAGGCGCAGGUUCUACCACGGCAUCAUGGAAGACUUCGUCAUCAAGUAUUUCUGGGGCGCUUUGGGCUUGAUGUUGUGUAGUGUGCCCGUAUUCUUCAAGGUUCCGGGCAGUGCAACGGGCGGAAACACCAUAGGCGAUCGCACGGAGAAUUUCGUGACGAAUCGACGGAUGCUUCUCUCCUCUUCAGACGCAUUUGGACGAGUCAUGUUCUCCUACAAAGAGAUCACCGAGCUGGCUGGGUACACUUCACGAGUAGCUACUCUCCUCGACGUCAUAGAGGAUGUACAAGCCGGCCACUUUGAGAAAAAUCUGGUAUCGUCAGCGGGCACGGAGGAGAAUGCUGCAGUUCUUCGUGGACGUGGAACGAUCAUCGAAGGCGAUGACAUUGAGUUUGACAACGUGCCAAUUGUGUCACCCAACGGCGAUGUCCUCGUGCGGAAGCUUAGCUUCAGUGUCAAGCCAGGCGAACAUCUUUUGAUUGUUGGCCCAAAUGGAUGUGGCAAGUCGAGUUUGUUCAGGAUCCUGGGAGGUUUAUGGCCAGUGUAUGGUGGAACGGUGCGCAAACCACCACCGGAAGCUAUCUUUUACAUCCCCCAACGGCCCUACUUAAGUCGAGGAUCUUUGAGGCAACAGAUCAUUUAUCCAGACUCUCUAAGAGACAUGCGGUCCAAAGGAGUUACGGAUGCGGACCUCAUGCGGAUUCUUUCUGUUGUCGAAAUCUCGCACAUAGUCGAAAGACAGGGUGGAUGGGACGCUGAGGCCGAAUGGACGGAUGUUCUUUCGGGAGGGUUGCAGCAGCGCGUUGCUAUGGCCCGUCUUUUUUACCAUGCGCCCAAGUAUGCGAUCCUGGAUGAGUGUACGAGCAGUGUUACAUUGGAGAUUGAAAGGGUCAUGUAUGAGGAAGCCAAGCGGUUAGGGAUUACUCUCAUGACGGUGAGCCAUAGAAGGAGUUUGUGGAAGUAUCACAAGAAAAUUCUGCAAUUCGAUGGGCAGGGUCAUUAUAUCUUCACCAAGUUGGAUGCCGAGAAGAGACUGCAGCUCGAGGAUGAGAAGGAAGAAUUGGACCUCCAGCUACGAGCCGUGCCAGAUAUUGAAAGGAGGAUUGCGGAAUUGACAGCCGAAUAAAGGCGAACUCGUAACAAAACGCAUGGGCUGCACUUUAAUUCCCAUUGUAGAAUUAGGCAACUUUAUAAACGGUUGUUGUCUAGAGACGUAGUAGAAUCGCGUUUCUCAACUUCCUAUCUGCUAUGCUGAAGGCAUGCAUCGGGGGAAAAAAAAUUUAGUAUUUCAGCCGAGUAUAUACCGAUAGUAUGCGAAUAAUCAAGGACAUGCAGAAAUUUAGAGAUUCA
Verruconis gallopava is the source of this 2635-nucleotide messenger RNA. RefSeq lists its product as uncharacterized. Gene Ontology annotation, cellular component: peroxisomal membrane. Gene Ontology annotation, biological process: fatty acid beta-oxidation; peroxisome organization; very long-chain fatty acid catabolic process. NCBI's taxonomy places the organism in Eukaryota, Fungi, Ascomycota, Dothideomycetes, Venturiales, Sympoventuriaceae. The coding region runs from base 279 to 2411 and encodes 710 amino acids. The transcript is spliced from 3 exons. The record is from RefSeq and is a predicted model, not a curated record. Gene Ontology annotation, molecular function: ATP hydrolysis activity; ATP binding; long-chain fatty acid transmembrane transporter activity.